CGAUAGUUGUGUAAACAGUCCUUUCAGUAGAAGGAAGAUACUUUUGUUGUCAGAUAUUGACAAUUGUUAAGGAUAAACAGAUUAUCUGAUGUUUUGUUAUUGAUGAGAAAAUGUCAGAAGCAAAACAUCACCAAGCGAAUUAUAAAGGCUGGCUCUAUAAAUGGACUAAUUAUUUAAAAGGCUAUCAGAAACGAUGGUUCGUCCUUCAAAAUGGUUUGUUGUCGUAUUACCGCAACCAAGCUGAGAUGGCACAUACAUGUAGAGGUACAAUAAACCUGGCAAAUGCUAGUAUACAAACUGAAGAUUCUACUACCAUAGUCAUCAGCAAUGGUGGAGCUCAGACUUUCCACCUCAAAGCUGCAUCCGAAGUUGAUCGUCAGAAAUGGAUAAUGGCUCUAGAACUAGCUAAAACAGAAGCCAAAAAAAUGGCUGAUGCAGUGAUUGUCCUUGAUUCAGAGAGUGACGAGGAAGAGGUCCAGCAGCCAGAUAAGGCAGAGCUGAACAUAAUGCUACACAACCUGAGUGUCAAGCUUCAGGACCUAAACACCUGCAACGACCUGAUAGCCAAGCAUGGACAUGCCCUGACCAAAACCCUGUCAGAGCUAGAGGCAACCCACAACCCAGCAGAUGCUGCCAGCAACAUGAAGUCUGUGCAGGAGAGAGCCACCCUUUUUAGGAUAACAGUCAAUGCUAUGAUCAAUGCCUGCAGUGAGUUCAACCAGCUGUCCCAGACGCAGGGCAAACGCUGGCAAAAGAUGAUCCAGCAUGAGCAGGAACAGAAGCUGAAGCUGGAGGAGAUGGUGGAGCAGCUGGCUAAGAAUGUGGUGUCCUUGGAAAAGAAGGCCCGCAUGUCCAUCAGUGGCAUUCCUAUCAGAGAGACUGACUCUGAAGAUGAUGAGUUUGUUGAUGCUCCAGAACAUCAAUUGGAAGACAGAGAGUUAAUGGUGGCCCUACCUCCCCACACUUCAUCUGAAAUGAUGCACAGACGUACAGAUAGUAUGGAAAGCUACCCUGACAUGUCCAGUGAGUCAGAUUCAGAAAGCAGUGCCAAUGAAGCCAGGGUCUACAUGACAAAAACAUCUCCAAAAAAAUAUUCUCAGAGAGAACACCAGAGGACAUCCAGUCAGGACAAAAUUCGUCUGCCUAAGUCAACAUCUUCAGAUUCUCAUGGAUCUGACACAUCCUUAACCCGUAGGAAGCGGAGGAGAAGAAUUCCAGACAAGCCUAAUAUAAGCCUUAACCUUUGGAGUUUCAUGAAAAAUGCUAUUGGCAAAGAACUGUCCAAAAUUCCAAUGCCUGUCAAUUUUAAUGAACCACUGUCAAUGCUGCAGAGGAUUAUGGAAGAAAUGGAGUACUCUGAGAUUCUAGAUCAGGCUAGUAAAUGUGCUGACUCAGCUGAACAGAUGGCAUGGGUGGCGGCCUUUACGGUGUCUGCAUAUGCUACAACAUUGUUCCGAGUUGGUAAACCCUUUAACCCAUUGCUAGGAGAGACAUUUGAGUUUGACAGAAUGGAAGAUUUAGGAUGGAAAGGUAUCUCAGAGCAGGUAUCCCAUCAUCCUCCCAUGCUGGCCAUGCAUAUUGAUGGCAGAGAUUGGAGCACGUGGCAAGAGUUUACUAUGACCACCAAGUUCAGGGGCAGAUACUUACAAAUUAUACCUAUGGGCAUUGCUCACCUGGUGUUCCACAAGACUGGCCAUCAUUACACUUGGCGUAAGGUGACCACCACAGUCAACAACAUCAUUGUUGGGAAGCUGUGGGUAGACAACCAUGGUGAGAUGGACAUCACCAACCACACCAACGGGGACAAGUGCCACCUCAAGUAUUCAGCCUACAGCUACUUCUCAAGGGAGAACCCGAGAAAGGUGACAGGAGUGGUGACGGAUGUACAAGGUAAUGCCAAGUGGGUGCUGACUGGGACAUGGGACCAGAAAAUGGAGGCAGCCCAGAUUAUCCAUGCAGAAGAAUCUAACAAAGGAAAGCCAGUCUUUGAAACAGGUCCACACAAGACAAUGUGGAAAGUCAGACCUCCACCUCCUGGGUCUGAGAGGAUUUACUUCUUUAACCAGUUAACUAUAGAAAUGAAUGAGCCUGAGGAGGGUGUGGCUCCUACAGAUUCCAGGAACAGGCCUGAUCAGAGACUGAUGGAGGAGGGACAGUGGGAUGAGGCUAACCGUGUCAAGGUCAGACUGGAAGAAAAACAGAGGGAGGUUAGGAAACAAAGAGAGGCUGAAGCAGAGAAGGCCAGAGCAGAAGGUUUAGACUAUCCGCCCUACAAGCCCACCUGGUUCCAGAAAGAACGUGAUGUGACUACAGGGGCGCUGAUGCAUGUCUACAAUAAACAGUACUGGGACUGCAAGGAUCGGCAAGACUGGCACAUGUGUCCCGACAUCUUUUUGUGAUCUCACGCCCCCGGCCCCUAGUUUUGUCUUAGUUGGGUUGCACCAGCCUUGUUUCCGAACGUUUGAAGAUAAAGUGUGUGAGAGAGAGAAAGAAUAGGAUUCUUCUAUUGAAUAGAUCACUUACAAAGGAUGAAUUGAUUUUGUUCAUCUCGAGUUCAAUGUCAUGCUCUGUUUUGAACAUUUUUUGUGUGCCCUGUGCCAGGGGAGACAAUGCAACUGUUGGCUAACCUAAGACUAGUUCACUUAGUAUUAUUUGAUUGUUUUGAGUAUUAACUGGCCACCUAAACCUAGACAACUUGUGCUAGUUUCCUCCUCUAUUUAAGUUAUUUAUUAACAUGUCAAACUUUCCUCUUUGACCAAAUUAUUUUGUUACUGAUUUCCCUUUUGGACUGAACUGCCGGCUGUCACCUGGCAAUGGACUUUAUGUAUAUUAUGAUUUCUUCUGUGAUUUGUUGAUUUCUGACAGGGGCAAAGUGUAUGUAUAUGAAUUAUUGACCUUUGUUUUGAUUGUUAUGUGUGAUUUCAAAAAGACAAUUUGCCCUCAAUGUGAUGUCACAUAAAGCAAACAUAAGCUUGUGAUUCAAUUAAUAUAUAUAUCUCUUUAUAUUUACUUAGUUUCUAUAUGAUACUUAGUUGUGUAAACAAAAAAAGUCAAUCCAUUAUGACUCUUUGUCCCUGCUGUUCUUGAUUGGUUUAUUUGUGUCAGCUAUUUAGCUCAGUUUUAUGAGACAUUGCCACUGUGUAUUUGAGGAUGGGAAUCAUGUAGUUUGUAUGGGUUCAUCUGAAUAACUUGGUCUGCAUAGUAUCUAAAAAGUGGAUUGAUGUGUAUCAUAAUAGGGUAUUGCUGGUUGUUUUUUUUUUAAUCUUUUCUAAGAGUCUGGUUGGAUUUUCUGGAGCUUAUAGAUUUACAUGUAACAAAAUGUAUCCUCAUGGGUGAUGUAGGGCAUAGAGUCUGGUGUAUGUUCUUCAGAUUAAUAGGAACUGAACUACUGUACAAAGACAUAGUGAAGGUCUGUUUAUUUUGUAAUGUACUGGUUAAUAUUUACUGAUCACUGACAGGCCUAUGUUUAGCAUUAAUGCUGGUCAACUUCAUGCCUCUUGGGCAUUUAAUCUUGUUCCAGCAAUGUUUCAUCCAAUGAAAACUCAGUUGUAGUCGUGUGAAAGUAAUGUUUAUGUGUUGGUUUUAGAAAAUCAACUGUUAAAAUUGUGCUUUUGAUUUGAGUUCUAUGCAGGUGUGGACUAUUUCUCUUGAUUUCGCCUGCUGUUUUGAUUCCAUCACAUUCCUGGCUGGGCUGAGUUUAAGAAUGGAAGUAUAUCUACUUGUUUGUUAGGUGUCUUUCUUGGGUUAUCUUCCCUUCUUUGACAUUUUAACAAGAAGCCCAAAAAAAUCAAUUAACUCUUUCUCUCCUAAUUGACGAUACCAGUGUUGAUUCCACCAGAAUGUGGUAAAUAAUUACGGAGAGAAAGAGUUAAAGAACAAAAUAUUUUGUGGCUGCCAGAAAGUUAUUUCCAUUGAUUGAGUUUCAAUAUUGUACAACAAGAUGCACAGUUCUAUUCUCUAAUUCUUACAAGUUUCUUCUCAACAGGGUCACCUUUGUUUAAACCUGCACUAAUUAACACUAUUAAUAGAUUCCCUAGUGUUAGACAAGACUUAGGGGCAAGCCUUGGGAAAUUACUGGACAUUUUUGUUUCAUAGCUUCUCUACUGCAGUGUUGCUGUUUUUUUUUUCUCUAGACUUGUGUAGGUUUAUUGUAUAGGUGAGUUUGUGUGAGGUAUGGCCUGACAUGUCUGAUCCAAAGCUUUGCAUUUAUCCAAUUCGUGUUUAUUUAUUCCAUGAUUGUGCUUUUCAAAGUCUCCACUGUGGCAUCAAAGAUUGUGAGGCAUCAUUAUUGUCCCUUUGAUAGAGAAUGAAAAAGUUUUCGUACACAGUCAUUGUUAGUGUAGCUUACAAUUUCAUUCAACUGCUUCAUGAGGAAAAGUCAUAGAAUUAAACUGCAGCUUUAGAAUCUAGUUAUGAUAUGACAGCACAAUGAAAUACGUUGCAUGGAGAACUAGAGUCAAAUCUGACUGUAGUCUAGUGUGUUAUCUGUAGUUUUGUGUUUCAUGUGUUAGGAAUGUUUCAACAAGAAACUUCAGAUAUCGCAGCACUUCUUCUCCUCCUAUGAUGUGGCCUCAGGGUUGUAGUAAGUAGAGCUAGGGAGGAGGUGGGACUGAGAUAGGAGGUGGCCUCUGUCCAGAUGAGGUAGUACUGAGGAGGACUGCAGAGGAUGUUGGAAUUACCAGAGUGAAUGAGACUGAGUCAGCUACGAAGAGGAGAUUUGUCCUUUUGCCUGGUGUUGUAUGUCCACUUUGAGUAAAUUUGUAUAGAAUCUUGUUAGAAAUGUAAAUCAAAGUAUAAUAUCCUGAGUGCUCACCCCCUUGUAAAAACCCAACACAGUUGUUCAACUUUCUUGGUCAGUGUUCCUAGGGAAGUGAGUUGUCUCUCCUUCAAAAGUGUCAUGUGUGUGUGUAUGUGUGACAGAGCUACUAUACUUGUGUAGAAUUAGUUAUACAUUGAGUUAGUUAUUAAGUACUGUUAAAUAAAUCAAAUGUGGAUGCUGUCCAUAUUGUUAUGUUUGUAUAUUAUGUCCAUGUAUAUAAUAUGUUUUAUAAAUUCUUUGUUUUAAAUGUUGAUGACUUGUUUCAAUCAAAUACACCUAGGCUACUAUUACAGUGAUCAGUUCACAUUAUUUUGUAAGACUUAUUGUUAGUGUCCAGUCAGGCUGUGAAUUACAUACCUUUGUUAUGUUGUGCCAGUUAGCCAGUGUUUGAAAAUCUAUCCACUGUUAGCAAAUGUCUUGUCGCUCUGGAUAUCAUGUCUUGUCACUUGUCUGAAUGAGAUGACAGUGUGUGGAUGUCAGUUAAUCAGUGUCAUUUGGAGAUAUUUUUUGUUUAGGUUGUUAGCAUGUAUCAGGGCCAACUAAUGAUAUUGUAGGGUCACUUAUAGCACACUUAUAGCACGUAUCAGGGCCAACUAGUGCUAUUGUAGGGUCACUUUAAGUAUGUGUAAGGCCAUCUGUGCUCUAGUCCGGUCACUCUAAGCAUGUACGAGGACCCACAGUACCACAAUAGGGCCACUGUGUUGGUAUGUCUCAGGGCCCACUAGUGCUACAGUAGUUUCAUCUGGUUUUCCAUAUCAGCUAGCUGGCCCGCCUUGAUGACUUAUUUAUUGUAUAAUUUUGUAUUUUAAUGUAAAGAAUUGACAGUCUUAAUAAAAUACUUGUGAAUGUUAUCACAGGAUGUUUCGGGCUCAUAAUAAGUUUCAAUAAACAGUCUAAUGUAUAUAGGUCA
Messenger RNA from Biomphalaria glabrata, 5729 nucleotides. Its product is annotated as oxysterol-binding protein 1-like. The record is from RefSeq and is a predicted model, not a curated record. NCBI's taxonomy places the organism in Eukaryota, Metazoa, Mollusca, Gastropoda, Planorbidae. The transcript is spliced from 13 exons. Gene Ontology annotation, molecular function: sterol binding. Gene Ontology annotation, cellular component: membrane; intracellular membrane-bounded organelle; cytosol. The coding region runs from base 111 to 2399 and encodes 762 amino acids.